AUGGAUAGUGUUAAUUAUAAUUUGGAUGAAAGUACAAAUGCUGAAGGUUGUAAAACAUUUGGAUGUCGAUUUUGUCCAAAAUUAUUUCACGAACGAUCACAGCUGAAUAUACACUAUAAACAUACGCAUCGUGAUAAACCUCAAUAUGAGUGUGAUGAAUGUCACGUUAUUUUUGCAAUAAAACGUGAACUAAGCACGCACAUGCGUAUACAUAGCGGCGAACAACCUCAUACGUGUACACAGUGUGGUAAACAAUUCGGUACCCGACAACUUCUUAAAAAACAUUGGAUGUGGCAUACUGGAGAGCGAUCACAUGUAUGUCCACACUGUGGCAAAGCUUUCUUUCAGAAAGGACAUCUAACACAACAUUUAAUGAUUCAUGCUGGUGGACGACCACAUCAAUGUCCAUUAUGCCAAAAAACAUUCAUUUUCAAGUUCGAUCUCAAUCGUCAUAUGAAAAUUCAUGCAGAACGAGGAUUUUCAUGUGACAAAUGUGGUCGCUCAUUCCUGAAACAAAUGCAACUUGAUGAGCAUAUGUUGAAAUGUAAAGGUGUCACUGGCGUUAGAAGUCAACUAAUAACACGAACAAGCACACCAAUGACUGAUACCGGUAAUAAUGGUAUUAGUACCAAAUCCGAAUCACGAUCAUUAACACAAUCAUCACCAGGACGACGACAGUCUCAACAACAACAACAACAACAACAACAACAACAGCAAUGUCAAGUAGCGGGUAAUGCUGGAGCAGCUGUACCAACAGUUUUUUCAGUAGAAGAAAUGAGCAAGGUUGCUCAAGUAUUAGCUGUACAACAGCAACAACGUGCUCUUGCUGCAGCAGCUGCGGCACAUCAUAGCGCAGCUGCACAUGCAGUGGUAGCAAAUCCAUUAUUACAAGCAAGUGCAUUGCAAAAUUUUGCACAAAAUUUGAUAGCUAAUGGUGUAAACAAUCAACAACCAAUUGGACAAACAUUCUUUUGCAUUUUCUGCAUGAAGCAUUUCAAUACGCAAGCUUCAUUCACUCUACAUCUUAGCUUUGUCCAUUUCCGCAAUAAUGUUGUCAAUGUGAGCAUGCAAAAUUGCUUUCAAGAACAUUUCGAUAAAGAGGGUAAAGUGAAUGCAUCAAUAGCAUCACUUCCUUCCAUCUUUGGUACUGUUGCAAAUACAAAAGGAAUUUCGGAAGAUGCUAUUACUCAUUCGGAUACGGCAACAAAUUCUUCAUGCUCCUCAAGUCCACAAAAAGCAUCACCAGGUGUUGUGCAAGGCAGAUUGCAAUCACCAGCGCAAUUAUCCGAAGCGGAUCAUUUAUCAGAUGAUUCCGAAUCACCAGAUAUUUCCAUUCAAAAAGGUUGUGAGCAAUGUGAAACCCAUAGACAACGGGUUGCUGAAUUAGAACAAACAUUGGAAGCAAAACGAAUCGAACUAAAGAAUACACGUGAAUUGAUGCGCCGUAUCGGUGUAAUUGCUGGUUCGUUACUUGAAUCAUGCACUGAUUUCGAUAAGCAAUGGGUAACACAUAGCCGUAAAGUUUAUUCACAAAUACAAUCAGUAAUAUGCAAUAUGGAAUAA
Molecule: messenger RNA, 1563 nt
Organism: Acanthocheilonema viteae
Lineage: Eukaryota; Metazoa; Nematoda; Chromadorea; Rhabditida; Onchocercidae
Source: the annotation of a GenBank genome assembly